Messenger RNA from Aureobasidium melanogenum CBS 110374, 1719 nucleotides. RefSeq lists its product as uncharacterized. Gene Ontology annotation, molecular function: Hsp90 protein binding. NCBI's taxonomy places the organism in Eukaryota, Fungi, Ascomycota, Dothideomycetes, Dothideales, Saccotheciaceae. The record is from RefSeq and is a predicted model, not a curated record. Bases 1 to 1719 code for a protein of 572 amino acids. The transcript has a single exon.
AUGCCUCACAUACCGCCGACCAUCGAGCUUCUCGAGCAUGCGCAACUCCAAUAUAGAAGAAAGGAGUAUGUCAAAGCCAUAGACCUCCUCGAUCUGGCCAUCAAGCAUGAACCAUCACCAACAGUGAAAUUGCUCGACACACGUGCAGCAGUCUAUGAAAAGCUCGGCGAUCACAAGCUAGCUCUCAAGGAUGCCCGAACUUGCAUUCGUAUCUUCGAAAAGGAUCCUACUGGUUACUUGAGAGCAGGCAAAGUGCUUCAGAUAAUGCAGAAGACUGAUGUCGCUCUGAGCAUCUACAAACAUGGAAUCAGCAAGAAGGUUAACAAUGUUGAGCUGCUUCAAAAAAUGCAUGACAAGCUGCUACUAUCCCUCGCGCCCGACAAAGCCGCAGAUCCCUUUGCUCAACUCCCUAUCGAAAUCGUCGAGAUGGUUCUAGCGUACCUAAACUUCCGCCAAAUCGUAUACUGCACCCGCGUAUCAAAGCAGUGGAAUAUUUUCAUCAACAGCUUGCCUGGCCUUUGGAUGAACUUGGACUUUUCGGAAGCCAAAAAGCCUGUCAGGUCUGCUUUCCUCAGUCGUUGUAUCAACACGUCCAAACGUAAAGUUAUAUCCGCCACCUUGAAACAUGUCAAGGACAUGGAGAAGGUCAUCAAGGCUCUGGCCCGAAGUUGUCCGGAGUUUAACUCACUCCGUCUUGUCGAUGGCGGGUUGCAAGGAGAAAAUCUUGUCCACAACCUCAAAUCGGCCACCAAGCUGAAGAAACUUACGCUUGGCGCUUCUGCCAGUAUUUCAUCUAUGACCCUUCCCAGCCUUCUCCUAGGUUGUGAGAAUCUAGAAGAGUUCGAGUGCAGAGCAAUCAUACCCGGUAGCCUGAAUCUGCAUUGGAAAGGCGAGUUUCCUAAGCUUCGUCGUCUGAAGUUGAUGAGAAACUUCCAGUCACCAAAUCGCUCAAUGCAUAUUCUUCGCAUUUCCACGCUCCUAGCGCUGAUGCCAAACCUGCAAUCUCUCGCACUAAACGACUGGGCGACACCCUACGACAUCCUAUCACUCGGAGAAGUAGCCAAAAAUCUGAUCGAAUUAGACAUGACGUCCGACGUGUCUUCCGGUCCAGUCCCUUUCCCAUUUCACGAUCUUCCACAAACUCUUCGCGUGUUGCGACUCGAUCUUGACAGGCCACUCAGUAGUGUCGUUCUGCUGAGCCCCAAAGACUUCUUUCUACCCAAUCUCGAGGAACUUGUCUGUUGUGGUGCAGACAUGGCCAGUCUCUUCCUGUCAGACCCUGAACUCAUUUCGAAAUACCCGGACCCUGCAGAUAACAGAUUCCUCAAACAGUCUAAUCUAUCUAAGCUCUGCACACUACAUGUGCAAUGCACAGGCGCAGCACAACCGAUAACUUCGCUUCUCGCUCUUCCUCGAUUGGAACGCCUGCGUAGCCUGCGACUGACGCACAAUUCUAAUGUCAGCGAUGACGUGGUGAAGCAUAUCGCUACCAAUCUGAAGCAGUUGCAAGAUAUUGAUCUGUCCUCGACGAUGAUCACGGGCGCGGGCGUGCGCAUACUUGUCGAUGGUCUCAAGUCAUCUCUGAGGACACUCAAAUUCGUCAACGUUUGGCAUUGCAGUCCAGAUGCACCGGAAUGGGCGAGAGAGCAAGGUAUACGCGUGCAGUAUUCGCAAAACGCCGACACCAAGCCGAAGGGACGUAAAAUUCGGUAUGAAUGA